Penicillium waksmanii is the source of this 951-nucleotide messenger RNA. RefSeq names its product telomerase inhibitor/ribosome biogenesis protein PXR1 (gene pxr1). Bases 1 to 951 code for a protein of 316 amino acids. The record is from RefSeq and is a predicted model, not a curated record. Gene Ontology annotation, molecular function: nucleic acid binding. Lineage: Eukaryota; Fungi; Ascomycota; Eurotiomycetes; Eurotiales; Aspergillaceae. The transcript is spliced from 2 exons.
AUGGGAUUAGCCGCCGCAAAGAGGAGAACCAAGAUCUCCAAUGAUCCCAAUAAUACACAAUGGGCGCGGUCCACCUCAGGCUUCGGCCACAAAAUUAUGAGUUCUCAGGGCUGGGCCCCCGGCGGUCGCCUAGGUGCUAAGGACGCUGCUCAUGCCGAUCUUUUGACCGCUGGCAGUACCUCUCACAUUAAAGUGACCAUCAAGGACGACACAUUGGGCCUGGGCGCUCGAUUGGGUCGGGAGGGCGAACCGACCGGCCUUGAUGCUUUCAAGGGACUCCUCGGUCGACUUAACGGCAAAUCAGAGGAGGAACAACAAACGGAUCAGCGCAAACGAGACGACGUCAAACUGGCCCGAUAUGUCGCCCUGAAAUUCCCGGAAGUUCGAUUCGUUCGCGGUGGUCUGUUGGCGCAAGAAAAAGAGGCCGUUUUACCGGAUUCCGAGAGGGCAGAGUUGAAGGAGGAGAAGUCGAAGAAGGAGAAAUCGAAAGAGAGCAAUGGGGAUUCCAGUGACGACAAUGAAUCUUCCAGCGAAUCCAAGUCCAAAUCCAAGUCGAAGUCAAAGUCGAAGAAGGAUAAAUCGAAAUCCAAGAAGGACAAGUCCUCCAAGAAAGACCGAUCCCGAUCAACCGACGUCGACAGCUCAACCUCUGUCUCUGAUGAAUCCAAGAAGAAGGACAAGAAGAAGUCAAAGAAGCGAAAGGCUGAUUCCGACGAGAGCGAGGGUGAAUCUAUCAAAGCGUCCAAGAAAGAGCCCGAGGCUAGCGACAAACCCGCCCCCGCCCCGACCGCUUCCCGAGAGCGACUCCCUAUGGCGAGACAAAUCUUCCGGGGCCGACAUAUUGCACAGAAGAAGAGGGCACUUAUGGAUGAUAAGUCAUUGAACGAAGUGAGUUUACACUACACCUUCCCAGAGGUUAUGGUCAUCAACGUUAUGGGCGAACGAAACUAA